UCCACCACACGUCAAUGGAGAAGAAGAUGAGUGGCAAAUUCACCUCUGUGGGGUCUCUGGCUGUGGAACCAAGGGAUUUUCCAAUGAAAAGACUAUAUGUUUCAAUUACAGCCUGUUUUAGCAAGUCUUCCUUAUUCAAUUUCCAAGUCAAGUACCCUGUAGUGCUAAUCAGAGAAAAGAAGUAAAUACAAAAACGUUUGUUUUAUUUUAGUUUUGACUCUUUUGAGUAAUACAUUCUUCGUUGUGAUAUUUGUUUUUGCCAGUGAAUCGAAUUUUUGGGAUGGCCUUUGGCUCUGUUUUUGUUUUCUUCCUUCUCACAAACCUCUUGCUGCUUCACUCAGCUGAAGAAGAAAAGAGCACACGCCCAAAUUUUCCGUCCUUUCCAUGUGGAAAAUUCGGUACCAUUGGCUUUCCAUUCACCAAUGUCUCAUACCCAUCGUGCGGUUUACUGCCGGUAAAUUGUCAUGAAACACCUCCAAAGAUCCAACUGCCCCCACUGGGCUUGAGUGGAAAACCAUAUGAAGUUAUAAACAUCUCUUAAACAAACUUCACACAAUCCAUACGUACCAAGGACUUUUCACUUUUGGAAUUCUUGAAUACCAGUGAAUGCCAAUACUUAAUCAAUUUUACUCUUCACUACUCUCCAUUUAUCUCUUUUAAACUCACCACACCCAAUCUGACCCUAUUUAAAUGCAAUCGCAUUCCUAAUAUUACUUCCCCUUUGGAUCUUAAAUAUAUGAGCUGCGGAGAAUAUGAUCUCUACUAUAAUAAUUCGAAACCUGCUUUUGCUUCUCUAUGUCCAAUCAUUCAGCUCCCGGAAAAAUGGCACGCAAGUAAGUAUGGAUUCAAAUUGACUGCCGAGUACGACCUUAAAAUACAUGUAUCUGAUGCUUGUAGCAGUUGUUAUAGUAGAGGAGGUCUAUGUGAGCUUGGCAAGGAGGGAAAUUUUAAUUGUUCCGUUACGCCCAUUACAGAGAAAGGGAAUAAUACAGGGAGUAAUACAGGGAAUAAUGCAGGGAGUAAUAUAGGGAAUAAUGCAAGGAAUAAUACAGGGAGUAAUACAAGGAGUAAGAGAUUGAAUGUGAUGGUGAUAGCUACUUCAUCUGUUGCAAUUGGUGUUCUGAUGGUUAUAAUCUGCUGCUUCUUGAGAAAGUUCAAGAUAAUUAAAAGUAUUAAUUUUUGGAAGAAGUUCAAGUUAAUUAAAAGUAUUAAUUUUUGGAAGAAGGAAACUCUAACUCAUCAGAGUGUUGAGGCAUUUCUAAAAAGUCAUGGACCUCUUGUCGUUAGAAGAUACAAUUAUGCUGAUAUAAAGACAAUGACCAAGUCCUUUAAUGACAAAUUAGGCCAAGGGGGCUAUGGUAGUGUCUAUAAGGGGAAGUUACAAGACGGCUGUUUUGUGGCAGUGAAGGUUAUGAAAGAAUCGAAAGGUAAUGGAGAGGAGUUCCUUAAUGAGGUUGCAAGCAUUAGUAGGACCUCCCAUGUUAACAUUGUCACUCUUAAGGGGUUUUGCUUUGAGGGUUCUAAAAGAGCUCUUAUCUAUGAGCUUAUGCCUAAUGGAUCCCUUGAGAAGUUCAUAUAUAAAGGAAAUCCUUCAAGUUCUAAUCAUCAUUUGGGGUGGGAAACAUUAUACAAGAUUGCAAUUGGCAUUGCACGAGGCUUGGAGUACUUGCAUAGAGGUUGCAACACACGAAUUUUGCAUUUUGACAUAAAGCCUCACAACAUUCUUUUGGAUGAGAACUUUUGCCCAAAAAUUUCUGAUUUUGGCCUUGCAAAGAUAUGCCCUAGAGAAAAGAGUACUAUAUCAAUGGUCGGUGCAAGAGGAACUACUGGAUAUAUAGCUCCCGAAGUAUUUUGUAGAAGUUUUGGAGGGAUCUCUCACAAGUCAGAUGUCUAUAGCUAUGGAAUGAUGGUUUUAGAAAUGGUGGGAGGCCGAAAGAAUAUUGAUGUUAGUGUUGAUUUUACUAGUGAAAUAUAUUUUCCACAUUGGAUUUACAAGCGUCUUGAACUAAAUGAAGAAUUAGGAUUGUUAGGCCUUUUAGAGGAAGGAGAUGAAGACACCGCAAGAAAGAUGAUAAUAGUGAGUUUAUGGUGCAUACAAACUAACACCUCAAACCGACCAUCAAUGAGUAAAGUGGUGGAUAUGUUGGAAGGGAGUCUCGACUCUUUGCAAAUCCCCCCCAAACCUUACUUGUUUUCUCCGCCAAGAUCACCGAUAGAUUCUUCUACUGUAAUGAUGUCAAUGCAAUAUGACUCUAUGCACUAAAAUAUACUUUAUUUUAGGGGAAACAUUGAC
Quercus lobata is the source of this 2293-nucleotide messenger RNA. Its product is annotated as PR5-like receptor kinase. Gene Ontology annotation, molecular function: protein kinase activity; ATP binding. The transcript is spliced from 3 exons. Gene Ontology annotation, biological process: protein phosphorylation. The record is from RefSeq and is a predicted model, not a curated record. Bases 737 to 2263 code for a protein of 508 amino acids. NCBI's taxonomy places the organism in Eukaryota, Viridiplantae, Streptophyta, Magnoliopsida, Fagales, Fagaceae.